Molecule: messenger RNA, 1100 nt
Organism: Pollicipes pollicipes
Lineage: Eukaryota; Metazoa; Arthropoda; Thecostraca; Pollicipedomorpha; Pollicipedidae
Exons: 2
Coding region: 16-618 (200 amino acids)
Source: RefSeq, a predicted model, not a curated record
CGACAGCGUCACAGCAUGUCGGGGUAUAUAAGCCAGCGAUGGACGGCGAGAAGCAUACAACGCUCCUGGUUUCACAGCCGUCACCACUUCUACCUUCUCGCCAAGAUGCACUUCUCUCGCGUUGCGCUGGCGCUGGCCGCCGUGCUGCUGACGGUCGACGCCACCUUCAUCGUCGGCACGGCCGGCACGGUGGGCGUGGGCGCCGCCUACGCCGGCGUGGCGCUGGCGGGCGUGGCCGGCCUGGCGCUGGGCGCCGGUCUGGUCGGCGCGCUGGCGCUGCGUCGUGGCAAGCGCUCGGUGGCCGCCGUCCAGCAGACCGACAUGGUUCUGGACAUGGUGGCCGCCGCCGACGCCUACGGCUGCGCCCUCAAGCUGGUCUGCAUGAUCGAGUCGAAGCCGGAUGACCAGCUGAGCGCCGAGGACGAGCUGAUCCUGCAGCUGUUCGGCCGCGCUCCGGCCGCGCUCACCGAGGAGGAGGUCGACACGCCGCGCAAGGCCUACUUCUACGCCGCCUACCUGGGCACCUCUCAGGGCAAGGACGCUUGCCAGAAGGUGUUCCACACCUGCGACGCCAGCUACGGCCAGAUGAUCGCCUACGUGCGCGCCCUCCGCGCCUAAGCCUCGCCUCGCCAGUCACCACAUCACCUAGCUGUAGAUGUUCAUCGUUCGCAGCAUCAUCACUGGGAGGCUGAGGUCCCGGCCGCAGGCGGUCAUGCAGUCCGGUCCUGGUGGCCCGCACCCCAUCGCGUCAGAAGCCAGCUUGGCACUAUUCUUUUGUACUGUUUUCUCACGCGUGUGCGCAACGGAUGUGCCCUCGGGUAAAAUUCGUUUGCGGCAUCGUCUAGUCCACCUCGGACGACGGCACGCAGAGGCCAGGAGCUGUAUUACGUGCUGCCAGGAAGUAGCACCAUGCUGACUACUCACCGACUGGGUUUUUAGCCUUGCAGCACUGUGAGGGCUUUAAACAGCUGUUGUAUUACUUCGAGUCAUUUAUGUGUCGUUUUUUUGUCAUUGUCGUAUAUGAUCUUGUGUACUGAUGCAAAGCAGGGUGAAAGUACAUACCAUUGGUUUGUACUAGAAUACAAAGUGCAUGCACUUAA